AUGGCGGCGCUGGCGCGGUGGGCGCGGGCCGGGCCGUGGGCGGGCGCGGCGCGCUGGGGCCGGGCGCUGUGCGGGGCCGCCGGGACCCCGCCGCCGCCCCCCCCGCCGCCGCCGCCUCCCCCCGGCGGGCGCCAGGCGCUGGCGGCGGCGCUGGGCGCCGGGGCGGCGGCGCUGGUGGUGCUGUGGGCCCGGCAGGCCGAGGGCCGCCCCCCCGCGCUGCGCGCCGCCGUGCCCGCCCCGCCCGCCUCGCCCCGGGCCGCCUUCAACUUCAUUGCCGACGUGGUGGAGAAGACGGCGCCGGCCCUGGUCUACGUGGAGAUCGUGGGCAGGCACCCGUUUUCGGGCCGCGACGUGCCCAUCUCCAAUGGCUCGGGUUUCCUGGUGUCCCCGGAUGGGCUCAUUGUGACCAACGCACACGUGGUGGCAAACCGGCGGCGCGUGCGGGUGAAGCUGGCCAGCGGGGAGCAGUAUGACGCGGUGGUGCAGGAUGUGGACCAGGUGGCAGACAUCGCUACCAUCAAGAUCAAGCCCAAGGUGCGUGUUAUUGCUGCGGAGGUGCUCCCUGGGCAACUCUCCGCUCACCCUCUUCCUCUCUUCCAGCGCCCGCUGCCCACCCUGCCCCUUGGCCGCUCCUCCGAGGUGCGCCAGGGAGAGUUUGUGGUGGCCAUGGGCAGCCCCUUCGCCCUGCAGAACACCAUCACCUCCGGCAUCGUCAGCUCCGCGCAGCGCGGCAGCCGGGAGCUGGGCCUGGCCACCUCUGACAUGGAGUACAUCCAGACCGAUGCUGCUAUCGACUUUGGGAACUCCGGGGGUCCCCUCGUCAACUUGGAUGGCGAAGUGAUUGGAGUGAACACUAUGAAGGUGACGUCAGGCAUCUCCUUUGCCAUCCCCUCAGACCGGCUGCGGAAGUUCCUGCAGAAGGAGGAACAGCGCAGAAGCUCUUGGUUCGGUAACGCGGAGACAAAGCGCCGUUACAUCGGAGUGAUGAUGCUGACUCUUACGCCCAGCAUCCUAGCUGAGCUGAAGCUACGUGACCCCAGCUUUCCCGAUGUUUCCUAUGGAGUGCUGAUCCACAAGGUGAUCAUCGGCUCCCCAGCCCAUCAGGCAGGGAUGAAGGCAGGCGAUGUUGUGCUGGAGAUCAACGGGCAGGCAACGCGCCGCGCAGAGGAUGUCUACGAGGCAGUGCGGACACAGCAGAGCCUGGCCUUGCUGGUGCGCCGUGGUUAUGACACUUUGCUGGUGAGCGUCAUCCCCGAGGUCACGGAGUAGCCGUGCUGCAGCGCAAACUGCCGUGGGCGCUGGCUGGCGGUGCUGGCCGAGAGCCGAGGACACAGGACUGAGACACAUCUGUGUGCCUGCUGGGGAGAGACUGAGAGCUUGCGAUGGACUGAGGGGCCAGGCAGGGGGCACGGCACUGGGAUGGACUCAAGUGUGCAACCACUCCCCUCCCUGCUCAAAUAAAGCGCUUUUCUAGGGA
Cygnus atratus (black swan) is the source of this 1477-nucleotide messenger RNA. RefSeq names its product HtrA serine peptidase 2 (gene HTRA2). Gene Ontology annotation, cellular component: mitochondrion. NCBI's taxonomy places the organism in Eukaryota, Metazoa, Chordata, Aves, Anseriformes, Anatidae. Gene Ontology annotation, biological process: programmed cell death; proteolysis; positive regulation of apoptotic process. Gene Ontology annotation, molecular function: protein binding; serine-type endopeptidase activity. The record is from RefSeq and is a predicted model, not a curated record. The transcript is spliced from 7 exons. The coding region runs from base 1 to 1269 and encodes 422 amino acids.